UUGCCGCGGACACUCACUUGCACGGAUCCGCCUCCUGCUCCUGGCUGCCCGGCUGCCCGGCUGCCGCGCGCUGCAGCUGCGGAUCGUGGCUCCGUUAGACGCCAGUUGGCCGGCGGGGCAAGCCAGGGAGGCCAUGAGUCCCCUCACGUCGCAGCUGCUUUUACAGCGUGGCCGACCCAAGACCAACAGGCUGGGGAAGAUACGGAGCCUGGACCUGUCAGGGUUGAAGCUGCUGUCAGAGCACCUGGACCCCAACCUCCUGGGUCGCCUGAAGCAGCUGCAGGAACUGGACCUCUCCAACAACCAGCUGGAGGUGCUCCCUGCCAACCUGGGUCUGCCCCACCUCCGUGUCCUACGCUGUGCCAAUAACCAGCUUGGAGACGUCACAACCCUAUGCCAGUUCCCUCGGCUGGAGGAGCUCAGUCUGGAGGGCAACCCCUUCCUUACGGUCAGCGACAACCUGAAAAUCUCCUUCCUCCUGCCCAACCUGCGGAAGGUGAACGGCAAGGAUGCGGCUUCCACCUGCUCUCAGGUGGAGAACCUGAACCGAGAGCUGAGCAACCGGGUCACAGCAUACUGGGAGAAGUUCAUGGCUGCUAGGGGCCCUGAGCAGGAGGCUGAGAAAGUGCAGACUGACUUUGUGAACUCGGCCAUCAGGGAUGUGCACUAUGGACCUGAGUCCCUCAGGGAGUUCACCCAGUGGCGGGUGCGAAUGAUCUCGGAGGAGCUGGUAUCCUCUGGUGGGAACCCUACGCGUGAGGCAAACAUCCUGAAGAAGCCUCCAGGAGCAGCAGCUGCCAGCGGGCCCAGGUCCCCUCCUCAGGCCAGGCUGGCAACCUUGAAGCGGCCACAUGAUGCCCUGCUCAGCGUCUCUCCCAGCAAGCGCAUGAGUGCUACGCCAUCCGCCCAGGGGGAGGGUGGCCAGUGUGCCCUGCAGCUGGAGCCCCUGCACUUCCUGCAGUGCCACAGCAGGAAUAACAGCCCCCGGGACCUGGAGACGCAGCUGUGGGCCUGUGCCUUCGAGCCCCCCUGUGAGGAGGGGCAUGCAGGGACCACCUCCCAGACAGUGGCCACGUGUGGUGGGGAGGCGGUGUGUGUGAUAGACUGCCAGACGGGCAUCGUCCUCCACAAGUACAAGUCGCCAGGCGAGGAGUUCUUCUCUGUGGCCUGGACCACACUGACAGUGGUCACGCAGGCCGGCCACAAGAAGCGCUGGAGUGUGCUGGCUGCCGCGGGCCUGCGGGGCCUGGUCCGGCUGCUACACGUGCGUGCUGGCUUCUGCUGUGGGGUCAUCCGGGCCCACAAGAAGGCCAUCGCCACCCUCUGCUUCAGCCCCACCCACGAGACACAUCUCUUCACGGCCUCCUAUGACAAGCGGAUCAUUCUGUGGGACAUCGGGGUGCCCAACCAGGACUACGAAUUCCAAGCCAGCCAGCUGCUCACUCUCGAGUCGGCCUCCAUCCCACUACGCCUCUGCCCUGUGGCCUCCUGCCCCGAUGCCUACCUGCUGGCUGGCUGCGAAGGCGGCUGCUGCUGCUGGGACGUGCGGCUGGACCACCCCCAGAAGAAGAGGGCAUGCGAGGCAGAGUUCGCCUUCUCCUCCGAGGGCUCCAAGACAACCAGACACAGAGUGGACGGGCUGGCAUUUGUGAAUGAGGAUGUUGUGGCCUCCAAGGGGAGUAGCCCAGGCACCAUCAGCCUGUGGAGCUGGAGGCAGACGUGGGGCGCCCGGGGCAGCCAGUCCGUGGUAUCUGUGGUCAUCCUGGCUCAUCUGCAGUGGUCAUCCACCGAGUUGGCCUACUUCUCGCUCAGCACCUGCCCUGAACAGGGGCUUGUGCUCUGUGGUGAUGAGGAGGGCAGUGUGUGGAUCUACGAUGUCCAGCAUGUUCUGAAGCAGCCGCUGCCACCUGCCGCCCUCCCUCAGGCCCCCACACAGAUCCUCAAGUGGCCCCAGCCCAGGGCCCUUGGUCAGCUGGUGACAAAGACCAUGGUGAACACCGUGGUGGCCAACGCUGCCUUCACUUACCUCACGGCACUGACAGACUCCAACAUCGUGGCGAUCUGGAAGAGGCCUUAGCCGCCCGGCCCCAGCGGGGAGUGGGCUCUGCACCUCAGGGUUCAUUAGCAGUAGUCUUUUUGUCAACAAGUAUUUUUGUUAAACUUUAUUAAAAUUUCUGCUGUGGA
This is a messenger RNA of Perognathus longimembris pacificus (Pacific pocket mouse), 2184 nucleotides long. It is a transcript of the gene Lrwd1, whose product is annotated as leucine rich repeats and WD repeat domain containing 1. Gene Ontology annotation, biological process: establishment of protein localization to chromatin; chromatin organization. Lineage: Eukaryota; Metazoa; Chordata; Mammalia; Rodentia; Heteromyidae. Bases 134 to 2077 code for a protein of 647 amino acids. Gene Ontology annotation, molecular function: chromatin binding; protein binding. The record is from RefSeq and is a predicted model, not a curated record. Gene Ontology annotation, cellular component: nuclear origin of replication recognition complex. The transcript is spliced from 15 exons.